Molecule: messenger RNA, 1855 nt
Organism: Paramormyrops kingsleyae
Lineage: Eukaryota; Metazoa; Chordata; Actinopteri; Osteoglossiformes; Mormyridae
Product: PRA1 family protein 3
Biological process (GO): negative regulation of transport
Cellular component (GO): membrane
Source: RefSeq, a predicted model, not a curated record
GAAUCUGGAGCAGUCCGCGAUCUCAGCCUGACUUGCGGGUCGCCAUAGCUGGUGCUUCAGCAGCUGAGUUGUACGGUUAACGUAGCUUACUGGGAGAGAUGGCCAAAGUGGAGCUUGCACCAUUUAGACCCUGGGAUGAUUUCUUUCCCGGUCCUGAUCGAUUCGCCAAACCUGACUUCGCCGAUUUAGCCAAGUGGAACAACAGGGUGAUCAACAACCUUUUAUACUACCAGACAAAUUAUUUCCUGGUGGCCAUUGUGUUUUUCCUGAUUGUGGGGUUUUUGAACCCCAUCGGCAUGGUGCUGGGUGGCGCAGUGGUGUCCCUGGUGUUCGUGGGCUCAGUGUGGGCAGCGGAAAACAAGUCUGUCGUGAAGAACUUCAAGAAGAAUAAUCCCAUGCUGUUUGUCAUCGCCGUGCUGGGGGCCAGCUACAUGCUCCUGUCCCUGUGCGAGGGAGUCAUGGUCUUCGUCUUCGGCAUCUCUUUCCCACUGCUAAUAAUCCUAGCCCAUGCUUCGCUGCGCCUGAGGAACAUGAAGAACAAGCUGGAGAACAGAAUAGAGGGAGUGGGCCUGAAGAAGACCCCCAUGGGAAUCAUCCUGGAUGCUCUGGACCAGCAAGAAGAGAGGAUCAACAAGAUCCAGGACUACCUGGAGACAAAGCUAAACCGGUGAUGUGGACGCUGAGGCCAAUGGGUUGUAUCAGGAAGUCGACCCUCAGUCACUGCAUCUCUGCUGCGUUUUACAAAAAGCUAACCUAGCGGACCGUUUCGGAAUUAAAUGUAAACCCCGCAAAACCAAAAUAUAUUAACGUUCUAUGUAUUUGCAUAAAAAGUCAUGGUUAUGCAGAUGUGGUCAAGAAGGUUACAUAUUGCAGUGGAAGGAAUUUAAUUGAAUUUAAAAUGGGCAGAAGUCGGUGUCCUUCAGUUUUAAACCUGACGGAAGUUUGUUUCGCACAUAUUCUGAAGGCCUGGUGCUGCAUUCCUCUUAGAAGUUGGGUAUAUGUUUGCUUUAUUAAGCUUUUGGGUGGCACUGGAAUUUUGUGGUUGUUUAUUUCUUUUCUUUAUAUCAGUUUUUCCCAGUGUAACAUGCUGACAUAUUCUAUGACUUGGGAUGGGCUUGGAAUAGUUGGCACAGACACGAUGCUUUGUGGCUCAGUAUACUUGGCUGGUAAUUUGCCAUGGCUAUUUACUGCACCCCCAGCACUGUCAUGUCUGAUCGAAUUAGACCCACAUUGUCCGUUAACCAAAUCUGGGCACAAAUUGAGGUUUAGAUUUUUUGUUUUGACCUUCAGCACCUUUUCUUAUGUUAAUGAUGAGUUUUUAAUGUAUUUGUUAGAAAUUAGCAAUAAGUUCCUCCAUUGUCUUCACAUCCAAAGGAAAAGCUGCAACUAGCCUAUGGCUAUGUAAUUUUUGAGAAUUAAUGAACAACUGCCUGAGCAGUUUAUACAUGGAGCGUUUGUGGCAAUCUGGUUGUUUUGGUUGUUUUGCUUGUUGUAUCAGACUUUGUAUUGCAGUCUUGUCUUUUCUUUGAGCACACAAAGCCAUGUAAAGUAUGCAAAGAAUUAUAUGCAUCUGUAUUUUUUUUGUGGGGAAGAGGGCUAACUGCUCAAACGCUGGUAAGGUUAUGUAACUCAGUCCCUUUGUAGAGCACUGACCUGUGAUGAUGCAGUCCCUUGCACUUUUAAAGGCUUUCAUGGAUAGCAAUGCAUAGCAUGUUGCCUGAGUUUAGCACCACAAUUGCAUGCUGAGGAAUCUACUUGCAGUCUUUUUUUUUAAAUUAGGUUUAUAUGUACUUCAAAUAAAUAAAAAACAGUAGAAUUUAAUAGUAAACCUGGAAGGAGGGGAAGUUGAAACUGA